Messenger RNA from Gastrolobium bilobum, 1602 nucleotides. RefSeq lists its product as uncharacterized. Gene Ontology annotation, molecular function: protein binding. The coding region runs from base 1 to 1602 and encodes 533 amino acids. The record is from RefSeq and is a predicted model, not a curated record. Lineage: Eukaryota; Viridiplantae; Streptophyta; Magnoliopsida; Fabales; Fabaceae. The transcript has 10 exons.
AUGACGAGGUUGAGAAAAUUGCAAAAAAUGGAAGGGCAAAGGAGAAGUCCACGACUAUCUGCAUUGGAGAGUGGUGGAAGUGGUCAUUCAAAGUCUUGCAUAAAGUCUCACUUGGAUAAUGAUCAGGGACCUGCAUCGCGAACUAGGGGCAUAAAGAAGAGAAAACUCAAGCCACUUCAACAAGUCACUGCAACAACUUCACCAAACGAGGGUGUGAAACAUUCUCUCCAUGAAGAUCAACCAUCAAAACUGUCAUCGUCAACUAUUUUGCCGGAGAAAAGAUUACUUGAACUUGUCCUUGACACUUUACAAAGGAGAGACACCUAUGAAAUAUUUGCCGAACCAGUUGAUCCAAAUGAGGUUCAGGAUUAUUAUGCAAUCACUAAAGAGCCUAUGGAUUUUGGCACCAUGAGGGCUAAACUUCAUGAAGGGAUGUAUAAGAAUCUUGAACAAUUUGAGGUUUACAACCUUCAUUUUAUUUUAUAUGCUCAUCAUGAUGUUUUUUUAAUAUUCAACAAUGCGAUGAAUUUUAAUUCUUCUGGGACCAUAUAUUUCAGGCAGGCUCGUGUAAUAAAUGAACUAGCUAAGAAAGUUUUUGAUGUAUUAAAAACUGAUCCUGAUAAGUUUGAGUUGGAGUUCUCAGAAACAAAGCGAAAAGUUGGUCGAAGAAAUCAAGGAGAUUUAAUGAAUUCAACAGACAUGAAAUCCAGUGAAAUAACUAUUGGUGUGACCUCAAAAACCGCAUCAUGUUCUUCCCGUGGUACAUCAAACCGGAAAAUCUUUAAGACAAAUCAUGGAUGUUCUGAUAUUGCUAAACAUGUUGAUGCUAGAGAUGUUGAGUUUCCUAUAGGUACUAAAGAUGGUAGCAGGUGUAGAUCUAUGGAGGUUGAUAGGCGUUGUACUUAUAGACCAUUGUCCCUUGAUGGGGAUGAGUCAAUAUUUUCAACAGUUUAUGGUAAAUUGAAACAUCUUGACCCUGUUAAUCAGCAAGAUCAUGUUGGCUACAAAGAUAGCUUGAUGAUGUUUGUUAAAGAUUUAGGACCCACUGCUCAAAAUAUAGCCAAAAGGAAAUUACUUGGAUGUGAAAUUCGUACAGCAGCAUCUACUUCUGCUCCAUGGAGACCAAACACUUUUAAUACAGUUCCUACUCCUUCCCUCAUAUCUCAGUAUCCCUUAGAGGGUAAUACUCACAUGUGGUGCGAUAAAGUGUUCCCAAAUCAGAGUUUUUGUUCUGAAGAUUUGAAUUGCUCCAAAGAAUCUGGAAACAAGUCUAGGAUGAUGUUAUUGGAGAAUCAAGAACAACGGUCGGUGUCAAUUACAGAGAACUCUCAAACUAAUGUGUUGGAAAACAAUUGCAAGUUUCAUUCACGACCUUGGCAACUAGAAAGUAGUAGUGAUGUUUCAUGUCUAGUUCAAGAUAAAAGCCAAAUGCAAAAGUCAAGUUCAGAGUGUGUAUUGAGUGAUCGUAAAAAUAUAGAAACACAUGAGAUUAGUUGCUCAUAUAAAGCAAUGGAAACUGUGCCACUGGCUUCCGGUUUUGUUUUCGAUCUUCCUUAUUUGAAGACACGACUUGAUCAAAUAAAAUCCUCAAGAGCAAUAUAG